Galendromus occidentalis (western predatory mite) is the source of this 684-nucleotide messenger RNA. RefSeq lists its product as uncharacterized. The transcript is spliced from 3 exons. NCBI's taxonomy places the organism in Eukaryota, Metazoa, Arthropoda, Arachnida, Mesostigmata, Phytoseiidae. The record is from RefSeq and is a predicted model, not a curated record. The coding region runs from base 1 to 684 and encodes 227 amino acids.
AUGUAUUGGUUUCGGUGUCUUAGCUUCAUUGUGUUCGGCAUCGUGUGUGCUGGAGCCGAGGUGUGCAAUCCACAACAGUAUGAGACCUGUACGAAUCGUUUCAUCGAGCGGGAUUUCUCGUUCUUCGAGGAAAUCAUCAAAUCGUAUCCAAACAGGAUGCGUCCAUUCCACCCGGACGGCACUGAUAUCGCACAAUUUUGUUCGGGAUUCCAAGAACUCGUGGAAUGCUAUUUAACACAGUACGCAAACUGUGAUGCUCCAGAUGUGGAAAAAGAAAAAAUAAUCCGAGCGGCGGUCAGCGUGUUGAAGUUGCUGUGCGACACGAGAGAUAGGACUCUGAUCCAGAAUGCCCUCCAAAAUGCGAGAUGCUACCUCGAAGCUGACGCUCAAUGCAGAUCGCAUAACGUCACCAUGUACACCUGGAAGGAAAUCCUGAGAUUCGAGCGUCUUCUAGACAGACAAGCAACCUGCAAUGCCCUGAUCGAUCACGGAGCGUGUCUGCUCCAGAAAUACACUGCAGCGAAAUGCGGAGGAAGACGGAUGGAGGGAGAAGGGAAGAAUUCUCUGGAAAAAAUCAUAAGAGGAUGGGGAGGCAGCUACUGCUCUAAUGCGGUGGAGAAGUCAAAAUUAAUAAGCUUGCCUCUUCUGGGGUCCAUGCUCUACAUGUUGUUCUUAUUCAGGUAG